Messenger RNA from Calypte anna (Anna's hummingbird), 1074 nucleotides. It is a transcript of the gene TPBGL, whose product is annotated as trophoblast glycoprotein like. The record is from RefSeq and is a predicted model, not a curated record. Gene Ontology annotation, cellular component: plasma membrane. Bases 1 to 1074 code for a protein of 357 amino acids. The transcript has a single exon. Gene Ontology annotation, molecular function: protein binding. Gene Ontology annotation, biological process: negative regulation of canonical Wnt signaling pathway. NCBI's taxonomy places the organism in Eukaryota, Metazoa, Chordata, Aves, Apodiformes, Trochilidae.
AUGGCCCGCAGGCAAACGCGGGCAAGCAGCCGCCGGGGCUGGUUGCCCUGGCUGGGGCUCGCCUUGCUGCCUCUGGCCGUGCCCCCCGCCGCCGCCCCCGGGGGUUGCCCGUCCCCUUGUUACUGCGUGGCCACCCCGGAGUUGGUGCAGUGUCGGUACGAGAGGUUGGAAGAGCUUCCGAAGGAGCUCCCGCUCACCGUGCACAACCUCAGCAUCACCGGCAGCAACCUGAGCAUCCUCCACCGCGCCGCUUUCGCCUCCCACCCUCUGCCGGACCUCCGCCUGCUCCGUCUGCGCCACGACAACAUCCAGAUCAUCGAGGACAUGGCCCUCCAGGGUCUGCCCUCCUUGCAGACCCUCGACCUGAGCCACAACCCUCUGCUCUCCGUGGCCGCCGGCGCUUUCGCCGAGGCACCGCUGCUGCGCACGCUGCAGCUGAACCAAGCGCUGCUGGCAGCCCCCUUGGAGGACCAGUUGGCCUCGGCCUUGGGCAACCUCAGCUUGCGGCGUUUGGAGCUGGCGGGCAACGCUUUGCGGGCUCUGCCGGACACCUUGCUGCCCGCCGGCCUGGAGGAGCUGGAUCUACGGAACAACUCCCUGGAGGGGCUGACGGCCGCCGAGCUGCGGAGUUUGGAUGCUCCGGGGUUGAAAGGGCUGCGGGUCACUUUGGGAGCCAACCCUUGGAGCUGCGCUUGCUCCCUGCGCCCUCUCCUCGCCUGGUUGCGCGCCGCCGCCUCCCGCGUCCCCGACGCCCGCAGCCUGCGCUGCGCGGGACCCCCGCCCCUUCGAGGGACUGCGCUGCUGCGGCUGCGGCCCGAGGGGCUGCCCUGCACCGCGAGCGAGGGUGGAGAGCCUGGCAGGCUGGAGACGGCCUCUUACGUCUUCUUCGGCAUCGUUUUGGCCCUCAUCGCCAUCGUCUUCCUCAUGGUGCUCUACCUGAACCGCCGCGGCAUCAAGCGUUGGCUCCACAACCUCCGGGAAGCUUGCCGGGACCAGAUGGAGGGAUACCACUACCGCUACGAGCAGGAUGCCGACCCCCGCUGCACCAGCGCCAUCAGCACCCCCGGCCUCUGA